Zophobas morio is the source of this 1415-nucleotide messenger RNA. It is a transcript of the gene Ctns, whose product is annotated as cystinosin homolog. The record is from RefSeq and is a predicted model, not a curated record. Lineage: Eukaryota; Metazoa; Arthropoda; Insecta; Coleoptera; Tenebrionidae. Gene Ontology annotation, biological process: L-cystine transport. Gene Ontology annotation, cellular component: lysosomal membrane. The transcript is spliced from 9 exons. The coding region runs from base 204 to 1310 and encodes 368 amino acids. Gene Ontology annotation, molecular function: L-cystine transmembrane transporter activity.
UGGUGGGAGGCCAGUUGAUAUCUGACUCAGGCGGAGAUAGCAGCGCCCGUUUCUUUCAAGAGUUAAAACUUGACGAGUUGUAAACAUAACCUUAACUGUGCAGUGUGUGAAAGAUAAUGGUCAAGUGAUGCUCUGAUCAAGGAAAAAACACUGAUUUAGUGCCACUAGUUGGGCGCCAAUAUCAAUCACGGUGACGUUCCAAAAUGCAGUGGAUUUUUACAAGACGAAAACUCCUCAUACUAGCGACAUUACUUUUGAAUGUCAUCCAUACAGCAAAAUGUGAUAUUACUGUAUCAGAAAAUGACUUAACUGUGCAAAUUGACUCCUCAGCCAAGUUCAAUCUCCUAGUCAGAAACAAUACACAAACGACGCCAUUCCCUAUUCAUUUUGAAAUACAACAUACAGAUAUCGUUCGUGUGAAGCCCUCUUCAGUCACCAUAAAUACUACGGGAGAUAGCAGUAUUGAAAUAACUGUAGAAGCUAUCGGUGCCGGUCAUUCAGAAGUAGCCGCUAAUGCAACGGCCACCAUAUACGAUCAGAACGCGUUUGUUCGCGUAACCGUGUAUAAAGUCAGUGGACUUGACAUAUUUUCGGAAGUCAUUGGUUGGAUAUACUUUGUCGCAUGGUCUAUCUCUUUCUACCCUCAGAUCUACAUCAACUUUCGACGAAAAAGUGUAGUGGGUCUAAACUUUGACUUCCUCGCCCUUAACAUUGUCGGUUUUGUGCUCUACUCGGUUUUCAACUUGGGGCUGUAUUUUAUUCCAGAGAUUGAAGAUGAGUACUUCAUUAGGUACCCCAGGGGCCUAAAUCCAGUCCAAGUCAACGACAUCGUCUUCGCUGUACAUGCAGCAGCAGCCACGGUAUUUACGAUCGGGCAGUGCUUUUUUUACGAACGAGCUGACCAAAGAGUAUCGCUGACGGCCCGAGGGAUUUUGGGUAUUUUUGGUUUAUUUCUUUUCAUCAGUAUUAUUUUGGCGGGUACUGAUGUUAUUCAUUGGUUGGACUUUUUGUAUUAUUGCUCCUACGUGAAACUUGCCAUUACGCUUAUCAAAUAUGUGCCUCAGGCGUACAUGAAUUAUAAACGGAAAAGUACAGUGGGGUGGAGCAUUGGCAACAUUUUCCUCGAUUUCACUGGGGGAAUGUUGAGCAUGCUCCAAAUGAUUGUUAAUUCAUAUAAUUACGACGACUGGGUUUCUAUAUUUGGUGACCCGACAAAAUUCGGGUUAGGACUUUUCUCCGUCGUUUUCGAUAUUUUCUUCAUCAUUCAGCAUUACGUCUUAUAUAGACACAGUAAUUAUGAACAAAAGUGAAGCAAGGUAUUUGUUACAAGACUAAUCAAAAAGAUAUAUUUUGUUACAUAUUUAUUGUGAUUGUAAAGUACUCUGUUAAGAAAAUAAACUAUUUUAUAUACAUAA